AGUUUAUCUGUUUGCGACGCACUGGUGUGGCGUGCCCUUUAUUUGUUGAAUGGACGCGGCAUGGCGGCUCCAACAAGACUGAUUCAAUUUAAAAUGUAACAAUUAAACUACAAGGCGCCUGGGAAAGCGAUCGGAAAUAAGCUGCUAAAUAGAAUCCCGUGUGCUGCCAUGGACAGUGUGAAGAUGGAGUCUGUCCAGAUUAAAGAGGAGUUCCCUGAACUUGAACUUGUCCCCAUUAGAGUGGAGUUCUCUGGGCUGGCUUCCCUCCCCAUUAAACAGGAGCUCUGUGAGAUGCAAUGUGACAGCAGCCAGCCAGAGGUCUCUGAGAUUAAAGCAGAGCACAAUGAAUUGGAGAUCCCCCAGACAGAAGAACCCCUUCCUGUGAAACAAGAAGAGGUGCUGGAAACUGUCCUUAUUAAACGGGAGCCUCCUGAAGUAGAGUUUGAGCACAUGGAACCAGGGAAGGAAGAAUCUGAGGACUUCAAACCAAACAUCCCUGAGCUGGAGCCUGUACGCCUGCGGGAGUGUAGCGUGGUGCUGGAGAGAAUCUGCGUGAGAGAGCAAGGCACUGGAGAGGAAGGCUCUCCCAACAGCACGCAAGGAGGUGGAAAGGAAGACGGGCGCUCCCAUUCAGAAUGCAGUCUAGCAGGUUUCAGUCCAGCAGCUAAAGCGAGGGCGGGCGCUGGAGAAUAUCCUGACUGUGGGAAAGGUUUCACCCAGUUAAGAACUUUUAAAACACACCAGAGAACUCGCACAGGAAAGAAACCGUAUCGCUGCUCUGACUGUGGGAAGAGUUUCAGUCAGUCAGGCAACCUUGAAACACACCAGCGAACUCACACAGGAGAGAAACCGUAUCGCUGCUCUGACUGUGGGAAGAGUUUCAGUAGGGUAGACCACCUUGUUUUACACCAGCGAACUCACACAGGAGAGAAACCGCAUCGCUGCUCUCACUGUGGGAAGAGUUUCAGUAGGGUAGGCUACCUUGUUUCACACCAGCGAACUCACACAGGAGAGAAACCGUAUCGCUGCUCUGACUGUGGGAAGCGUUUCAGUCGGUCAGACAGCCUUGUUUCACACCAGCGAAUUCAUACAGGAGAGAAACCUUAUCGCUGCUCUGACUGUGGGAAGAGUUUCACUCAGUUAGGACACCUUUUUUCACACCAGCGAACUCACACAGGAGAGAAACCGCAUCGCUGCUCUGACUGUGGGAAGAGUUUCAGUAGGGUAGACCAGCUUGUUUUACACCAGCGAACUCACACAGGAGAGAAACCGUAUCGCUGCUCUGACUGUGGGAAGAGGUUCAGUCGGUCAGACAACCUUGUUACACACCAGCGAACUCACACAGGAGAGAAACCGUAUCGCUGCUCUGACUGUGGGAAGAGUUUCAUUCAGUCAGGCAACCUUGAAGCACACCAGCGAACUCACACAGGAGCGAAACCGUAUCGCUGCUCUGACUGUGGGAAGUGUUUCAGUCAGUCCUGCAGCCUUGUUUCACACCAGCGAACUCAUACAGGAGAGAAACUGCAUCGGUGCUCUGACUGUGGGAAGAGUUUCAGUAGGGUAGACAACCUUGUUUCACACCAGCGAACUCACACAGGAAAGAAACCGUAUCGCUGCUCUGACUGUGGGAAGAGGUUCAGUCAGUCAGGAGACCUGAAAACCCACCAGCGAACUCGCACAGGACAGAAACUGUAUCGCUGCUCUGACUGUGGUUAGAGUUUCUGUUUUAAACAAGGCCUUCAAAAACACCAGCUGACUUUUCACUCAUGAGGGAAAAAAACCGUUAACCUUGCAUUAUGAAUCCCUGUGCAAUUACUGUUCUGUGCAUCACUCUUAAGAGCAUGCAUUUUAAAUGGUCAAAAUGCUCUUCAGCUCUCUUGCACUGUGAUUGUGUCAGAAAGUGGGCGGAGACGCGGACACGAGAAAGGCUUCUCUGCUGUCAGUUUAACUCUGGCUGUCAAUGCAGUCAGUGCCUGGGAGCGGGAAUAUGCAGAAAGGAAACUAUUCUGCACCUCAUCUGAUGGACGAGUCAGGAGACAUCGAUAACUCAGUGUGGGGAAUGAGUUUCAGGGUUUAGCAUUUAAACUGCAUAGACUUGAAAAUAAAUGAAUUGAUGAGAACGAGUAUCCUGACCCCGGACUGUAAGUUUGUGUGUCUCUGUGUGUGUGUGUGUGUGUGUGUGUGUGUGUGUGUGAGACUGUAAGUGUGUGUGUCUCUGUGUGUGAGAGUGUGUCUCAGUGUGUGAGACUGUAAGUGUGUGUGUCUCUGUGUGUGAGAGUGUGUCUCAGUGUGUGAGAAUGUAAGUGUGUGUCUCUGUGUGUGAGAGUGUGUCUCAGUGUGUGAGAAUGUAAGUGUGUGUGUCUGUGUGUGAGAGUGUGUCUCAGUGUGUGAGAAUGUAAGUGUGUGUGUGUGUGUCUGUGUCUCUGUGUGUGAGAAUGUAAGUGUGUGUGUGUCUCUGUGUGUGUGUGAGAGUGUGUCUCAGUGUGUGAGAAUGUAAGUGUGUGUUUCUCUCUCUCUCUGAGUGUGUGGUGUGGUGGUGGGGGGAUCUAUAUAUUUUUCAGAGGAUUUAUUUACUUUUUAAUAUAGAUAAAUAAAUACCAGUGCUAAAGAUGCUUUGACACAAAACCUUUUUUUUUUUUUUUUCAGUCCUGAGGAAAUGCUACUGUGUUGUUAGUGAAACUCGAUUUUGAGUCCUGUGUUUAUUUUGUAUUUCUGUUCAGCAUUAAUGCUGAUUAGUGUGUGGUUUUAACAUAUUUAGUUUAUGUGAAGGGACCAGCAAAAAGCAUUCAUUUUCUGAGGAGUGUACGGCACGGCUUACUGCCAGUACUGCAUUCAUAUCUGCUGCUCCCACCCCCGUCACUCAGCACACUGUGUGUAUUCAUAAACAAAGGGCAGCUUUAUUUUUCUAUCCUGUUCAGAGUUUUACAGAGGGGGGGGGAGUUUAGUUUGAUUUAUCCACUGCUGCCAAUUUACUCUGAGCCGUUUCUGCAUAGAAUUCCUCCUGCUAUCAAUUAUAAGAUAGCGCCAAAACCAGGCCAAUAUAUUAACAAGGGAACCGAGUACUUUAUACAAGAUGACGGAUCUGCUUACGCUUCAGCGAACUGAAACGAGAUGUGUGAAUACGGGUGAGUCUGUGGUUUCAUACGCAGUGCUGUGUGAGAUUAUUACGCUCAGACCGGGACCUUGUUAAAAAGCUGUGUUCUGAGGAAAUGUGCGUGAUCCGAGUCCUAAUGAGACUGCAAUUAAACCUGCUGUGUGCUGAUUGCACGAUUUGAUUAAUAUAAAGCAGGAUCCUAAACCAUGCUGAAGAAAGACUGGAAUGCUGCGCCGCUCUGUACCAGCAGGAUUUGCAAGCAAUCUGCAUUGCAAUCCCGUUCUGCGUUGCUUGCUGUUCUCUCAGUGAUGUAAAGUAUUGGUAUUAAACUCUUGUAUUAAGUGUAUCAUUCGGCAGGAACACGCUCCAGAAACUCACACUAGGGAGCCACAUGACAGAGGGAAAGCACACUUUCAUUCACUGAGUUAUUGUAGUUCCCUCCCGAUGGUUGAUGGGUAUUGUAGUUCCAAAAGAAGGGGGAGAAGCAGGUGAAUUUGUCUGAAAGAUUUCACUGAUAGAGGCUUCUCCACAUUCUGCUUUUUACCGCAGAAGACGCGCUCUGUGGGGCGGGAGUGGGGUGUAGAUUCGCUACUAUCUGUCGCGGUCCUCACAAUAUCAAACGGUAACAAGAUAUUAAUGUUAAAUAUCAAAUUACUUAUUCCUAUUAUUCUCUACUGACUGUGAAAAAUAGUUUGCUUAUUUCCUGUCAGUACUCUCUGCUAAGCACAGUAGGGUGGGUUUGUGUUUUUUUUUUUUUUUUUUGGGGGGGGGAGGGGGGGUGAUUUUAAUAUACAUGUUGAUAAUGAAUCUUGUUCAGUGUGUGGUGUUUUGAAGUCUUUUAGAUUAUUUUAGAUUACAGUCAGAUGAAAAGGGAAGGUCGUAGAUUGGGACGCAGGUGGAGGACUACAAAACUGAUUCUCCAUUUUGAUAUCUGGAAAACAGCAUCAAGUCCAUUUCAGUAACGCUCCGAGGGCAGCCAGGGGCUCCUUUUAUUCUUUUCUUUCUUUCUGCAGUAUUAUUAAUGCAAAUUAAUGUGAAUACAAGCUGCUGAUCAGCUGAUAUCUCCUAACCUUUUCUGUAUCAAAAAAAUAAAUAAAUACAAAUUUAAAAAGCAGA
Molecule: messenger RNA, 4210 nt
Organism: Acipenser ruthenus (sterlet)
Lineage: Eukaryota; Metazoa; Chordata; Actinopteri; Acipenseriformes; Acipenseridae
Product: zinc finger protein ZFP2-like
Exons: 3
Coding region: 169-1716 (515 amino acids)
Biological process (GO): regulation of transcription by RNA polymerase II
Molecular function (GO): RNA polymerase II cis-regulatory region sequence-specific DNA binding; DNA-binding transcription factor activity, RNA polymerase II-specific
Source: RefSeq, a predicted model, not a curated record